Thyridium curvatum is the source of this 1941-nucleotide messenger RNA. RefSeq lists its product as uncharacterized. The transcript has 4 exons. NCBI's taxonomy places the organism in Eukaryota, Fungi, Ascomycota, Sordariomycetes, Thyridiales, Thyridiaceae. Bases 1 to 1941 code for a protein of 646 amino acids. The record is from RefSeq and is a predicted model, not a curated record.
AUGAGCGUCAGCAACGCAAUGUCCUCGGACUGGCUCGACUGGAGGCGUCUCCUCGGCUUUGAGAGGCGACGCAGCCAUCAACAUGGCCACUGGUGGAAUGACUCUCGCAGACGACUGCUGCCCACCUAUGCCAACGAUGCCAUCGAGUCCGCCAUCCCCGCGAAAGAGGUCAGCAAGGUCGCCCUGCGCCUGCAUCACCUGAUCGAGGCCUGCGUGCCCUGCGAGAUGGAGGAAUCCCAAGUCACCAAGGCGCACAGCAGGGUGAUCACCAAGAAGGUCAUACAGGCCGCCAAAGAGGCUGGGGGCUCGGAAUACCAGGCCUGCGUGCGCUGGUUCAAGCACCAGGCCAUCGAGGAGCUGUGGGAUGCCGAGCUCCACCAAGUCCGUGGUACCGCCUGCGAGGUCAUCGCCAAGGGGAUCAUCGAGAAUGAGGAAGACACCGCCUACUUAAUGCACCAGGUCCUACUGAAGCGGUACUCCAUUGUCAUCGACAACGAGGAGACUCCGCCCGUCAACGUCAUCGAGAUGGCGGUCGACUUGCAUGCGCUCCGCGUCAUUGGCUCCUCGGGAUAUCAGAAGUGUAUCACGUACCUGUGGAAGGGCUGGCUGGUCCAGGACGAGAACGACCCGUCCAACUUUGUCGACUACAAGGAUCGCGACAACACCUCCUUCAUCGCCCACCUCGACCCUGACAGGAUGCGCGCUCCCAUGUACCAGAAUGCCGCACAGAUGCUCAUCUCGCUCAUCUACCUUGCGCUGUUUACCGGAGCAAUCAACACCAUCAAUCGAGAUGGCGACCUGGACUUUGUUGAGGGAUUGCUCUAUGCCUUCACCUUUGGCUUCCUCUUUGACGAGUUUGCCAAGGUCUGGAAGGCCGGAUACCACAUCCUCGGCUUCUGGAAUGCAUUCAAUGGUGUCUUGUACUCCCUGCUGAUGGUCAGCUUGGCCAUGCGCUUCGUCGCCUUUUCCAAGCCCAAGUCGCCCGAGGGCGACAGGGGCUCGAGAGAGAUGUUCAAUGAGCUCAGCUACAGCUUCCUCGCCUGCACUGCACCCUUGUUCUGGACACGCCUGCUCUUGUAUCUGGACAGCUUUCGCUUCUUUGGCGCCAUGCUCGUGGUCCUCAAGGUCAUGAUGAAGGAGUCGGUCAUCUUCUUUGCCCUCCUGCUCGUCGUGUGCAUUGGCUUCCUCCAGUCGUUUAUCGGACUCGACUACGCCAAAGACUUUGUUUUGGGCGACUUCACCUUCAUCCUGCAGUCCAUGGCCAACGCCCUCAUGCAGAGCCCCGACUUCAGCGGCUUUGAGAACUUCGGUCCUCCGUUUGGCAUCAUCCUCUACUACAUCUUUACCUUUAUCGUCAUGGUCAUCCUCCUCAACAUCCUCAUCGCGCUGUACAACUCAUCGUACGAGGACAUCUACGGCAACGCCGACGACGAGUACCUCGCGCUCUUCUCGCAAAAGACGAUGCAGUUUGUCCGCGCGCCCGACGAGAACGUCUUCAUCCCGCCCUUCAAUCUGAUCGAGGUGUUCUUCUUGGCGCUGCCGCUCGAGUGGUGGAUGAACAAGAAGCUGUACGAGCGCAUCAACGACGUGGUCAUGGCCAUCAUCUACUCGCCGCUGCUGCUGGUGGCGGCCUACUUUGAAAAGCGCACGGCCAUUGAGAUUCGGGGGAACCGCAGCCGUGGCGAGGACGACGACGACACGAUCGAGGAGUGGGAGCAGAUGCGCGACGAGGUCGACUUUGAAGGGGAAGGGUGGGACAAAAAGGUCGAGAGCGCCAAGAGCAACGUCGAGGAGGAGCCGGCGGUGCUCGAGGUGCGGAAGCUCAGGGCCGAGAUGGAGGAGCUGAAGAGGAUGAUCGCCGACUUGGCCAAGGCUGUUGGCGGCGGGGGUGCCGGCGAUGGCAAGGAGAAAGGCGAAGGGUCUCAAGACUUGCUAAAGUAA